This is a messenger RNA of Neomonachus schauinslandi (Hawaiian monk seal), 2725 nucleotides long. RefSeq names its product zinc finger CCCH-type containing 12C (gene ZC3H12C). The record is from RefSeq and is a predicted model, not a curated record. Gene Ontology annotation, molecular function: metal ion binding; RNA endonuclease activity; mRNA binding. Gene Ontology annotation, cellular component: cytoplasmic ribonucleoprotein granule; nucleus. Lineage: Eukaryota; Metazoa; Chordata; Mammalia; Carnivora; Phocidae. The transcript is spliced from 7 exons. Bases 1 to 2712 code for a protein of 903 amino acids.
AUGAUGUCGGAGCUUCCAGAUUGGUUUGGCAGCUGCAUUGUUCUCGGAGGUGAAAGUAUUCCUUGGGGCGGGGGAAGCAAAGAAUACGGGGUGCUUUGCAUUCAGGAAUACAGAAAAAAUAGCAAAGUGGAGUCAAGUACACAAAACAGCUUCAUGGGCUUGAAGGAUCAUCUGGGGCACGACCUGGGCCACCUUUAUGUGGAAAGUACUGACCCACACUUAAGUACAUCUGUACCUUGGUCAAUGGUAGAGAAGCCAACGAUGGAUAAAGUCAGUUCCGGGAGGGAAGAAAAAGAGGUGUCUGAAGAGAAUACGAGUUCUGGCGACUCGGAAGAAAGCACACAUUCUGAUAAUGAGUCAGAACACUUGAGAAGCGUUUCCGUAGAGCCAUGCUUAUUAACCAAGACUCACAGACAACUGUGUAGGUCUCCCCGCUUAGAGCCUCACAUACUCAAAUGCAGCGACAUUUUGCAGGACUUUAAACCUGAGGAGUCCCAGACGACGUCCAAGGAAGUGAAGAAGCCCCCUGAUGUGGUGCGAGAAUACCAAACAAAACUGGAGUUCGCGCUGAAGUUAGGCUAUUCGGAAGAACAGGUUCAGCUCGUGCUUAAUAAACUCGGUACCGAUGCUUUAAUCAACGACAUCCUGGGAGAACUCGUCAAGCUUGGAAAUAAAAGCGAGGCCGAGCAGACAGUGAGUACGAUUACCAGCGUCACGCGGGACUCGUCUUCCCUGGAGUCUCAGCGGUCUGAGUCUCCGAUGCAAGAGAGCGCAGCGGACGAGGGGGAGAAUCUGAGGCCAGUCGUCAUCGACGGUAGCAACGUGGCAAUGAGCCAUGGAAACAAAGAAGUAUUUUCCUGCCGGGGAAUCAAAUUGGCAGUGGAUUGGUUUUUGGAAAGAGGCCACAAAGAUGUUACAGUUUUUGUUCCGGCUUGGAGAAAAGAGCAGUCCCGGCCUGAUGCUCUUAUCACAGAUCAAGAAAUUCUGCGGAAAUUAGAGAAGGAGAAAAUCCUGGUGUUCACACCAUCCCGACGAGUGCAGGGCAGGCGGGUGGUGUGCUAUGAUGACCGGUUCAUCGUGAAGCUGGCUUUUGAGUCAGACGGGAUCAUUGUGUCCAAUGACAACUACAGGGACCUGGCAAACGAGAAACCGGAGUGGAAGAAGUUCAUAGACGAGCGAUUGUUAAUGUACUCCUUUGUCAAUGACAAGUUCAUGCCCCCUGAUGACCCUCUUGGCAGACACGGCCCAAGCCUGGAUAAUUUUCUGAGGAAGAAACCUAUUGUUCCUGAACACAAAAAGCAGCCUUGUCCAUACGGAAAGAAGUGUACCUAUGGACACAAGUGCAAAUAUUACCAUCCCGAGAGGGGCAGUCAACCGCAGCGGUCGGUGGCCGAUGAGCUUCGUGCCAUGUCUAGAAACACCGCGGCCAAAACCACCAACGAAGGCGGACUGGUGAAGAGCAACAGCGUUCCCUGCAGCACGAAGGCGGACAGCACUUCCGACGUCAAACGAGGUGCUCCAAAGAGGCAGUCGGACCCAAGCAUAAGGACCCAAGUCUACCAAGACCUAGAGGAAAAGCUUCCCACCAAAAACAAAUUGGAAACCAGGUCUGUACCCUCUUUAGUUAGUAUCCCGGCUACUUCUACUGCAAAACCCCAAAGCACUACAUCUCUAAGCAAUGGCCUUCCAUCUGGAGUUCACUUCCCACCUCAGGAUCAAAGACCACAGGGACAAUACCCUCCAAUGGUGAUGGCAACCAAAAAUCAUGGAACGCCAAUGCCUUAUGAACAGUAUCCCAAAUGCGACUCGCCUGUUGACAUCGGAUACUACUCCAUGUUGAAUGCAUAUUCAAAUCUGAGUAUCUCAGGCCCACGCAGUCCUGAAAGGCGUUUCUCCCUGGACACAGAUUACAGGAUCAGCUCCGUAGCUUCUGACUGCAGCAGUGAAGGGAGCAUGAGCUGUGGGAGCAGCGACUCCUACGUGGGGUACAACGACCGGUCCUACGUCAGUUCUCCCGACCCGCAGCUGGAAGAGAAUCUCAAGUGCCAACACAUGCGCCCGCACAGCCGCCUUAACUCCCAGCCCUUCCUGCAGAAUUUCCACGACCCCUUAGCUAGAGUGCAAAGCUACAGUCACGAAGAACCAAAGUACCAUCACAAGCCUCCUCUGCCACACCUGGCCGUGCAUCUGCAGCACCCAGCCGUGGGCACCCGCUCCAGCUGCCCCGGCGAGUACCCCUCCCCUCCGAGUUCCGCGCACCCGAAGGCGCCCCACCUGGGCCGGUCCCUCGUGGCCACGCGGAUAGACAGCAUUUCGGACUCCCGGCUGUACGACAGCUCUCCUUCCCGACCGAGAAAGCCUUACUCCCCCCAGGAAGGGCUGGGAAGCUGGGAGCGGCAGAGCUACGGCCUGGACGCGUACGGCUACCGGCAGACCUACUCCUUGCCCGACAGCUCCACGCAGCCGGGGUACGAGCAGUUCACCUUCCAGAGCCUGCCCGAGCAGCAGGAGCCGGCGUGGCGCAUGCCGUACUGCGGGAUGGCCCCGGAGCCUCCGAGGUACCAAGACAGCCGAGAAAAGAUUUACAUCAACUUGUGCAACAUCUUCCCCCCGGACCUUGUGAGAACUGUCAUGAAAAGGAACCCUCACAUGACAGAUGCCCAGCAGCUCGCCGCGGCCAUUUUGGUGGAGAAGUCACAGCUGGGCUAUUGAAAGAUGAUGCAUC